Didymodactylos carnosus is the source of this 1020-nucleotide messenger RNA. The record is from the annotation of a GenBank genome assembly. NCBI's taxonomy places the organism in Eukaryota, Metazoa, Rotifera, Eurotatoria, Philodinida, Philodinidae.
AUGUACAUUACGGAUUUAGCAGAAGAGAGCGAUGAAACAACUUCAGUGGACAUUCAUGAACAGGAAGUUCCAAGCAAGCAUCAACAAAACUCCGAGUUAAUAACGAUGAAUAUUCACGACGAGUUGACACGAGUAGUUCAAACCAAUAUUGAUUUAAUCGAAUGGUAUAAACAUAAUAAACAUAAUUUAACAACUUGUGAUGUUGCACUGGGUGAUCAUUAUGUCAAAAGAGCGAGAUCGGUUCAAAAUCCGUUAACAUUAAUGAUUAGUACUGAUGGGAAACCUAUGCUAAAAAGCAGCAGAUCGAGUCUAUGGCCGGUAAUGGCUGUUUUGGUCGAACUACCACCUCCAGUAAGAGAAUAUGAAAGCAACACUAUCCUGCUUGCAUUGUGGCACUCUGUUGUUACUCCCGACGCUAAUGUUUUAUUAGCAUCCGUGAUCGAACAACUAGCAGUAUUAAAAGCUGGCGGCUUAAAUGUACAUCUACAAGAAAGAGGAACAACUAAGUUUGACAUUGAUAUACAAUUAUGUGGCGGUGAUUUGCCAGCAAGGUCAAAAUGUAACAAACUCAACAGUCAUAAUGGAUUCUACUCGUGUACAAAAUGUUUAUUAAAAGGCGAAAAGUGCCGACAUUGUAACCGUAUGUUAUACAAGUAUAAAGAUUUUCAAAAAUUACGAGUUAAAGAUCGAACACAAGAACAUAUCAAUGCAUGUGUACGACUGAUAGAGAAGAAAAAUAACAAGAAUUAUAAACCGUUUGGUGUUAUUGCAAAAUCUGCUCUAAGUGAUGUUAUUUCCAUUCCGAAUCAAUCAGUUUAUGAUUAUUUUCACUUAUGCCUGGAGAUUCAUGUCAAUUUUUUAUUAACACAAUGGUCAUUGUCAUUACAAAAAGCUGAUAUUGUACAAAGCGAUGAUUUUCCAAAGUGUCCUGUUCAAAAUAGGAGUCAAGCGAGAAUCAUCUUCGAGUCUUGUCGUAAAACCAUCGAGUUUUGUAAACUUGCUCUUCUACAUUUCUUCUAA